This is a messenger RNA of Nanorana parkeri, 963 nucleotides long. Its product is annotated as olfactory receptor 6N2-like. Gene Ontology annotation, molecular function: G protein-coupled receptor activity; olfactory receptor activity. The record is from RefSeq and is a predicted model, not a curated record. Bases 1 to 963 code for a protein of 320 amino acids. Gene Ontology annotation, cellular component: membrane. The transcript is spliced from 2 exons. NCBI's taxonomy places the organism in Eukaryota, Metazoa, Chordata, Amphibia, Anura, Dicroglossidae. Gene Ontology annotation, biological process: G protein-coupled receptor signaling pathway.
AUGGAACCCUGGAAUAAAAGUAGUGUCUCUGAGUUCAUCCUUGUUGGGUUUCCAACUCUGUACAGAUAUGGUCCAUUGCUCUUUGUGUGUCUUCUUAUCAUUUACCUUCUUACUAUUGCCGGAAAUGUGAUUAUAUUCUCCAUUGUACGGCUGGACUCACAGCUCCAUACCCCAAUGUACUUCUUUGUUAGCAUAUUGUCGUUCCUGGAGAUCUGGUACACUGCAGUUACAAUACCAAAGAUGUUGAUCAAUCUUCUAAGUCCAAGGAAAAGCAUAUCUUUUAAUAGUUGCCUCUUACAGACUUAUUUUUUCCAUUCUCUUGGAGCCAGCGAGUGCUAUCUUCUUACCACCAUGGCCUACGAUAGAUACUUAGCUAUUUGCCAACCACUGCAUUAUACUUCUAUCAUGACCCCUAAGUUGAUUAUAAAGUUAGUAGCCCUCUGUUUCACUCUUGGGUUUUUAUGUCCAAUCACUGAAGUGAUUCUAAUAUCUAAGCUUCCUUUUUGCGGGAGCAAUGAAAUUCAGCAUAUUUUCUGUGACUUCCCACCGCUGCUCAGUUUGGCAUGUACAGACACCUCCAUUAACGUCCUGACUGACUUCAUAAUCAAUAGUUUUAUUAUCCUGGUGACGUUCUUCUUCAUAAUGAUUUCAUAUAUUAGGAUCAUUUUAGCGAUCCUCAAGAUUAAGACAUCAGUUGGGCGAAUAAAGGCUUUCUCCACCUGUGUAUCUCAUCUGACCGUAGUGUUGUUGUUUUUUACUUGUAUUGUGUUUAUGUACGUGCGACUUACCACAAGUUACUCUUUGUACUAUGAUCGUGUGUUUGCAGUCAUUUACUCUGUGCUAACCCCUAUCUUCAACCCUAUUAUAUACAGUCUGCGGAAUAAAGAGAUCAGAGUGGCUUUUACACGUAAACUGAGGCAGACUGGGUUGGAGAUUUUUGAGACGCCUUGUUGUGGGGAGUGA